Messenger RNA from Aquila chrysaetos chrysaetos, 1531 nucleotides. It is a transcript of the gene EIF2B2, whose product is annotated as eukaryotic translation initiation factor 2B subunit beta. Gene Ontology annotation, cellular component: eukaryotic translation initiation factor 2B complex. The coding region runs from base 49 to 921 and encodes 290 amino acids. The record is from RefSeq and is a predicted model, not a curated record. Lineage: Eukaryota; Metazoa; Chordata; Aves; Accipitriformes; Accipitridae. Gene Ontology annotation, biological process: translational initiation. The transcript is spliced from 7 exons. Gene Ontology annotation, molecular function: guanyl-nucleotide exchange factor activity; translation initiation factor activity.
AGCGCUGCCAGUGGCUGCGGAGCCCUGCCGGUCCGGAGCGCCGCCGCCAUGCCGGGUGCCGCCGAGCGCGGCUCGGAGCUGUCGGAGCAGAUCGAGGCCUUCGUGGCGCGGCUGCGGGGCGGCGGGGAGCGGCCGCGCUCCGAGGACACGGCGCGGCAGACACUGUCGCUGCUGCGGAAGAUCAUCGCGCACGGGCGAUGGAGCCGGGCCGGGGAGCUCAUGGAUCUGAUCCGGACGGAGGGCCAGAGGAUGACGGCAGCCCAGCCAUCCGAGACGACCGUGGGCAACAUGGUGCGGCGAGUGCUGAAGGUCAUUCGGGAGGAGUAUGGCAGGCUUCACGGGCGCAGUGAGGAAAGCGACCAGCAAGAAUCCCUGCACAAACUCCUGACUUCUGGAGGACUGAGCGAGGAUUUCAGCACCCCUUAUCCUCCCCUCAGAGCUAAUGUUAUUGAAGCUAUUAAUGAACUGCUAAUAGAGCUAGAGGGCACCACUGAUAACAUUGCUAUGCAGGCGCUGGAGCACAUCCACUCCAAUGAGGUGAUCAUGACAAUUGGCUACUCGCGCACUGUUGAGGCCUUCCUGAAGGAAGCUGCCCGCAAGCGGAAAUUCCAGGUCAUCGUGGCAGAGUGUGCGCCAUUCUGCCAGGGUCAUGAAAUGGCUGUCCGACUGUCUAAAGAGAACAUUGAAACUACUGUCAUGAGUGAUGCAGCUAUUUUUGCUGUCAUGUCUCGAGUCAACAAGGUCAUCAUUGGUACAAAGACAAUCCUGGCCAAUGGCGCCCUGAUUGCUGUGAGUGGGACUCACACUCUGGCACUGGCAGCUAAACACCACUCCACUCCGCUCAUUGUGUGUGCCCCCAUGUUCAAGCUUUCACCGCAGGUAAGUACAGCAGCUCUUCAGGACUGCACCUGCUUUACAUAGAGAUGGGGGCUGAUUUUAUGCUUGUGGAAGUUUAGGGUGGAGAGCACCCUGUCUCCCCCAUCGAGCGUUGUUACUUCAGAUAGGAGAUCCUCACCCAAAUCUGUCACACCUCAGGAUCUCCUUGAAGCACCCUCCUCUGCCACAUGUGCUGAGUAAGCAGUGCAUUGGGUAUAAGGAUGUAGACCACUGCCUAUGAGAGACUGACAUCGCUAUACUUACUUUUCUUCAACCAUAGUGGAUUUCAAUUUAUAUUGUUGAAAGAUCCUGUAUACUGACAGAGGUAGAUGGAGAUGCUCUAAACUGUUUCUUACACUGAGCACUUUUUCAGUAUUGUCAGAUGAAGUUGCAGACUGAGGAAGUCACUCUGCUCCAGUUCCCUAGGCUUUGCAGAAGGGCAGCCAGGUUAUAGAAGAUUCUAAAAGCUCUGAGGAAAAACCUUACACCUGUAGAUGUUACAGAGGUUCUAGGCACAGGCACUAUGUAAUUAUUGUAAACAGAUGUAGUAUCACCUGGCAAGUCAUCUUCCUCUGCUUUAGUUCCUUCCAGCACCCAGGAUCUGUUUUCACUAGGCUAAUGAGGUAGUCUCUUUUUUUUUCCUGACCUUCCUGUA